Molecule: messenger RNA, 1725 nt
Organism: Pocillopora verrucosa
Lineage: Eukaryota; Metazoa; Cnidaria; Anthozoa; Scleractinia; Pocilloporidae
Source: RefSeq, a predicted model, not a curated record
AUGGGAGUUUUUCUCCAUUUGUUCUUCACUUCUGUGGUGCUCUCCCACGGACAAGUUCUAUCCUGCCCAGAUGAUCAAUGCCGUAUACUGGCAUUUCCAUCCACUUUGUUCUUCGUGGGAGAACGUCUUGUUAACCAUACCAUAGCAAACAUCAGUGUGAUUGACAGGGACACGUGUGAAUAUCGUUGCUACUUGGACCACAACUGCGUCAGUGUUAACUUUUAUUUUGGAGAAAAAGGAGCAAAAUCACACAACUGUGAACUGAAUAACUCAACGCGUAAAGAGUAUGAAAAGAAUCUAGUGAAAGCAGCGAACUAUGUAUACCACGGAACUAAGAAUUUUUGCGCUCAAUCUCCAUGUGAGAACUACGGCACCUGCCAGUCGGGAUUUACAGGAAAACGAUAUCGAUGUUUAUGUGCGUCUGGAUUUACUGGUCACGACUGUGAAAAAGACAUCGAUGAGUGUGCUCUGAAUUCCCACAAGUGUAGCGAGAAUGCCAAUUGUACAAAUACUAAGGGAUCUUACAUCUGCUCUUGUAAUCCUGGAUUCAGCGGAAAUGGACUUGAAUGCGAAGACAUUGAUGAGUGCUUUGAAAAUACUCACAACUGUAGCAAAGGGAACGCAACCUGUACAAAUACCGAAGGAUCCUUCACUUGCUCUUGUAAUCCUGGAUUUACUGGGGAUGGAUACAACUGCACAGACAUUGAUGAGUGCUAUAAAAAUACUCACAACUGUAGCAAGAGGAACGCUACUUGUGCAAAUACCGCGGGAUCAUUCAUCUGCUCUUGUAAGCCUGGAUUCACCGGAGACGGGCAGAACUGCUUUCUGUUGCUAGCUGGAUUUGGAGCAGGUGGAAGAAGGGGACGCUUUGGCAGUAUACAGACGUUCACUGUUCCGCGGACCACCCGCUAUCUCAUCAAAGCCUGGGGAGCUCGGGGAGGAACACAUUCAUACAAUUAUGGAUACCUUCCAGGAACAUACAAUGGUGGAAAGGGAGCGUUUAUAGAAGGCAAGUUCAGACUGAAUAAUGGAACAGUGUUAAAUAUUGUGGUGGGACAAAGAGGAGGAGAUUCGGUGGAGGUUGAAGGCGGACAAAGUACAAGCCAGACCGCAGCUCAACUUCGAAACUCCGUGGAGGACGAUGCUGGCACUGGAGGAGGGGGAGGAAGUUUUGUUUACACUACAGAUAAUGUUCUGUUGCUGGCUGCCGGAGGAGGAGGGGGUGCGUUGGGUGGGUAUAAUGGUGUGGAUGGUCAGGCGGGAUCAAGUGGCACCAGUAGUGAGGGGAAAGAUUCGUCACAAGUUCGUAAUGGAGGUACAGAUGGGCAGCCAGGUGAAUGCAAUAGCGAGGGCGCCAGCUACCAUGGAGGAGUAGGUGCAGGUUGGUUUGGUCAAGGUUGUACCCGACUAGGCUCCUCCCAUGGGAAAAGAGGUGGAUCACGUGCUCAAGGCUGGAUCGGAGGUCAAGCCGGAAAUAUGAAUAGCGGUAAUAAUGGGGGCCCUGCACCAGGAGUAGUUGGUGGGUUUGGAGGCGGGGGAGGAGGUUCAGAAGAUAAUGGGGCAUCAGGCAGAGGUGAUGGAUACUCUGGGGGAGGCAGUGGUACUCAUAAGCACCAAGCCGGAGGUGGAGGGGGCUCGUACUGCAGUGGUGAAGACUGUUCAGGUUUGUCUGGUGGGAACAUAAAAGAUGACGGUGCUGUGCAAAUUAAUGAAUGGCUGGGCUGA